Prinia subflava (tawny-flanked prinia) is the source of this 2814-nucleotide messenger RNA. It is a transcript of the gene SRSF10, whose product is annotated as serine and arginine rich splicing factor 10. Lineage: Eukaryota; Metazoa; Chordata; Aves; Passeriformes; Cisticolidae. The coding region runs from base 153 to 941 and encodes 262 amino acids. Gene Ontology annotation, cellular component: cytoplasm; nuclear speck; spliceosomal complex. The transcript is spliced from 6 exons. Gene Ontology annotation, biological process: positive regulation of mRNA splicing, via spliceosome; mRNA splicing, via spliceosome. The record is from RefSeq and is a predicted model, not a curated record. Gene Ontology annotation, molecular function: RNA binding.
GGAAGUCUCGCGAGAGGCGGCGCGCGGGCGGGCGGUGCAGCUCCCCCAGGGUCGCCUCAGCCGCUCCCGCCGCGCCCGGGCCGCGCUCGCUCCUUCCCUCCCUCCUUCCUUCCCUCCUCUCCUUCCUUCCGUCUGUCCCGGCGCCGCCGACAAUGUCCCGCUACCUGCGGCCCCCCAACACCUCGCUCUUCGUGCGGAACGUGGCCGACGACACCCGGUCCGAAGACUUGCGCCGUGAGUUUGGUCGUUAUGGGCCUAUAGUUGAUGUUUACGUCCCUCUUGACUUCUACACGCGUCGUCCCAGAGGAUUUGCCUAUGUUCAAUUUGAAGAUGUCCGUGAUGCAGAAGAUGCUCUCCAUAAUUUGGAUCGAAAGUGGAUUUGUGGUCGGCAAAUAGAAAUCCAGUUUGCACAGGGGGACCGCAAGACACCAAACCAAAUGAAAGCCAAGGAGGGGAGAAACCUGUACAGUUCUUCUCGUUACGAUGACUAUGACAGAUACAGGCGGUCUCGGAGUCGCAGUUACGAGCGCAGACGGUCGAGGAGUCGCUCCUUUGAUUACAGCUAUAGAAGAUCCUAUAGCCCCAGAAACAGUAGACCUACUGGACGACCUCGUCGUAGCAGAAGCCAUUCGGACAAUGAUAGGUUCAAACACCGCAAUCGAUCUUUUUCAAGAUCUAAGUCCAAUUCAAGAUCACGAUCCAAGUCACAGCCCAAGAAAGAAAUGAAGGCUAAAUCACGGUCUAGGUCUGCAUCUCACACCAAAUCUAGAGGCACCUCUAAAACAGAUUCUAAAACACACUAUAAGUCCAGCUCAAGAUAUGAGAAGGAGUCGAGAAAAAAAGAACCAGCUAGAUCCAAAUCACAGUCAAGAUCACAUUCUAGAUCUAGAUCAAAAUCCAGAUCGAGGUCUUGGACUAGUCCCAAGUCCAGUGGCCACUAAUAGUGUAUCCAUGUUGGUUUAGGCAUGUAAGAUUCAUUUACACACAGUUCAGUUUACUUAAAUUAUCAGGAAUAUGAUGUUGCAGCAGUGCUAAAAAAUAUUUUCUUUGUCAGUUUUCCCUGUAGCCGACAAUGGUUGAAAUUAAAACAGUGUUGAGAAGCCACAGAGAGAGAGAGAGAGAGAGAGAGAGAUUGUCCACUUGGUUAAAUGUCAUGGGCAGCUACUGAUUUGGUUGUGGUGUCUCUAUGUAUAUUUUUGUAAAGAUUUGCAUUUUUAAUGCUUAGAUAUUUAGUGAUGACUUGAUUGAUCGUAACUUGCAACAUUGUCCUUUUACAAAUGUCACACCCAUAGAGAAAUUGGUCCCAGUUUGUGCUGGGCAGUGAACCCAGCCCUUUAACUGGUUCUUCAGCUCUAAACGUAGUGAGAGAAAGGAAAACUGGACAGCUGUAGUGCAACACUGGCUGCUAGGAAAUGAGGCUGGCAGUUCGUUCCCAUGGCUCCAGGGCAGGGUUUGGUGUUCCCCGUGCCCACCAGCACCAGCACUGGCAGGUGGAGCUCUGGAGGGAGAUUUGGGAGAUUUGUCCUGUCUGGAGGAUGGUACUGACCUUACACAUGGGCACAGGGCUGGUCUAGGAGCUCGCUCAGAGCCUGGGCACUGUCGUGACCCGUCGGGAUAGAGGCUUCACUGCCUCUGCCCUGGCUGCUGGUGCUGAAUGUGAGGGAAAAACCCACCUUGAAAUGGAACAUCUAAAUUCAGAUUUCAGCAAACGGCAGAGCAACUGAAUACUAGGUUGUGUGUACAUUUUAUGCAGUUUUUUGUAUCUAUUCUCAGUUUUAGUGAGCAGUUAACCAUGAAGUUGCUUAGUUUUGCUGCUGUUAGAUACAAGUAGAUCGUUUGGAGUUGUGUGUGUACAGUAUAUAAGAACUAAACUUUCAUGCCAAUGACUCCUGUGGUUAGUUGGUGUAUUCAUAGGUAUCAAACUGUAGCCAUCUCCCUGGGUUACCAGGCUUGCUUUUUACACUGUAAAAAAGCAAUUGGUCAAGCAAGUCUGAAUCACUCUUUCCUCAGAAUGGACAGUGGUUUGGUUACAAGAUUUCAUUUUCCUUCAGAACAAAUGUUUGAAGUUGGAUAUGAACAAGAGCUGCAUCUCUAGUUACGUAGUUUAUCACUAAUGCAGUAUAUUUAGAAAAUUGAACAUGAAAAAUAACAAACCCAGUGUGUAAUCUUACCAGUAUUUCUCUAGAAGGCAAGAUCUUUGUUGUGGAAAUGGCUUUUGGCUUUAUUUUUUUUUUGUCUUGACCUUCAAAAGCCACCAUCAAACACUUCAGUGUUCCUGGCUGUCUGAUGUCUGUAGCAUGUAAAGACUUGGAUUUGCAGAAAUUCCUUUUUAGAGAAUGUUUUAGGGUUUGGUUUCAGAGUUUCAGCAGGGCCUUGAAGGAAGAGCAGAUGGCUUUGGGAUCUCAUCAGCAGAACAUGCUUAGGGUUGAUCCUAGAACCUUUGUACAUUUGAUAGUAUUUCUAACUUUUUCUUUACUGUUUGCAGUUAAUGUUCAUGUUCUGCUAUGCAAUCAUUUAUAUGCACGUUCCUUUAAUUUUGUAGACUUUCCUGGAUGUAUAGUUUAAAAACAGCAAAAAGUCUAUUUAAAACUGUAGCAGUAGCGUGCAGCUCUAGCAGAGGAAAGUUGUGGGAUUAAACUUUGUAUUUCCUUUCUUAUAGAGGCUUCUAAAAAGGUAUUUUUAUAUGUUCUUUUUAACAAAUAUUGUGUACUACCUUUAAAACAUCGAUGUUUUGAUCAAAAUAACUAAAGACCCAGCUUAUUUUCUGCUUGCUGUAAAUUUAGCAAACAUGCUGUAAUAAAAAAAUGAAGGAAA